Molecule: messenger RNA, 2073 nt
Organism: Pezoporus flaviventris
Lineage: Eukaryota; Metazoa; Chordata; Aves; Psittaciformes; Psittacidae
Gene: RIOK3
Product: RIO kinase 3
Exons: 13
Coding region: 270-1757 (495 amino acids)
Biological process (GO): protein phosphorylation; maturation of SSU-rRNA
Cellular component (GO): preribosome, small subunit precursor; cytosol
Molecular function (GO): protein serine/threonine kinase activity; ATP binding
Source: RefSeq, a predicted model, not a curated record
GGCAGACGGCACGCAGGUUGCUCCGGUUCGCGGCCGCACUUCUCCCGCCCGCCUCCCUUGGAGCUGUUGAGGCCGCGGUCUCCGCGGAGCGGUGUCAGUAAAGCCAGGGCUGCAGUUAUUUGGGAAACUGAAGGUUUGGCUCCAGUGCCCAAGCGAGUAAUGAGCCGCGCUGGACAAGAUAUGGCGUAGUUCGCUGCGGCUAGCGAUUAUCUCCUUGGCGGAGAGAGCUGCUGUUAAAACCCGAUAAAUGUGCUUCUUGCCAAACUCUGAUGUGUCCGUGGGGAGCCCCUAACACAGCAUCAAUAUCAUGUUCCUUUGCUGAUGUAAUGAGUGAACAGCUGGCAAAAGAGCUGCAGCUGGAAGAAGAAAAUGCUGCUUUUCCUGAAGUGGUUGCUGUUGCUGAAGGACCAUUUAUUGCAGGAGAAAAUACUGACACUUCUAGUGACCUAAUGCUAGCUCAGAUGCUGCAGAUGGAAUUUGACAGGGAAUAUGAUGCACAGCUUCGGCGUGAAGAGAAGAAGAUCAACGGAGAUAGCAAAGUCUCCAUAUCCUUUGAAAACUAUCGGAAGGUGCAUCCCUAUGACAGUGACAGCUCAGAGGAUGAGGUCGAUUGGCAGGAUACCCGUCAUGAUCCUUAUAGAGCAGAUAAACCUACUACUACACCUAGAAGGGGCUUCAUAGGAAAAGGAAAAGACAUUACUACUAAACAUGAUGAAGUGGUAUGUGGAAGAAAGAACACUGCUCGCAUGGAAAAUUUUGCACCUGAAUUCCAAGUUGGGGAUGGAAUUGGGAUGGACUUAAAGCUGUCAAAUCAAGUCUUCAAUGCCUUAAAGCAACAUGCGUACUCUGAGGAGCGUCGAAGUGCAAGACUCCAUGAAAAGAAGGAGCAUUCCACUGCUGAGAAAGCAGUGGAUCCUAAAACGCGUUUACUUAUGUACAAGAUGAUCAAUUCUGGAAUGCUGGAGACCAUCACAGGCUGCAUCAGCACAGGAAAAGAAUCUGUUGUUUUUCAUGCAUAUGGAGGAGAAAGUGCAACUGAAGAUAAAGUUAUACCUCCAGAAUGUGCCAUCAAAGUGUUUAAAACAACUCUUAAUGAAUUCAAGAACCGUGACAAGUACAUUAAGGAUGACUACAGAUUUAAAGACCGCUUUGGUAGAUUGAAUCCACGAAAGAUUAUUCGUAUGUGGGCUGAGAAAGAAAUGCAUAACUUAACAAGAAUGCAAAAUGCAGGAAUUCCUUGUCCUAAAGUGGUUCUCCUUAAGAAACACGUCUUGGUUAUGUCUUUCAUUGGCCAGGAUCAAGUCCCAGCUCCUAAACUAAAGGAUGUAACACUUAGUAGUGAAGAUAUGAAAAAGGCCUACCAUCAGAUUCUUAAUAUGAUGCAGCAGCUGUAUAAGGAGUGCAACCUCGUCCAUGCCGAUCUGAGUGAAUACAACAUGCUUUGGCAUGAUGGGAAGGUGUGGCUAAUUGAUGUCAGCCAAUCUGUGGAGCCAACCCAUCCUCAUGGACUUGAGUUUCUGUUCAGAGACUGUAGGAAUGUUUCACAGUUCUUCCAGAAAGGAGGUGUGGCAGAAGCACUAAAUGAGCGUGAACUCUUCAACGCUGUCUCAGGUUUAAAUAUUACAGCUGACAACGAAGUAGACUUCCAAGAAGAGAUUGAAGCCUUGGAGAAGAGGAAUGAAGAUCAUGUGCAAAAUCAUGGAAAGAAACUGUCGAGGUUUUCGAGCAGUGGAGAUCCACCUAUAUAUGAUGAAUAGCACUGACUGUAUAGCUGCUACUGUAACAAAACACAAGUUUACUGCUUCUAUGUUGGUGCAGUGGUAAAUGCCAACUACUCGUGUCAAGAGAGUGUGGUUGACUGCGAAUGCCAAAAUGGAAAACACAGCGAGCGUAUGGUGAUGCCUCAGUGGUUUUAUGUUUUAACUUAGCCCACACGUCAGGCUGGCACUGUGAGAAUGGACCUCACUACCUCUUCAGACAGUCUGACAACUUCACCAACUGCCCAGUUUCAUUAGACGAAUGUAGCCAAGGCGGUCAUAUUUUACGUGAUUGAGAGCUUAUAUGUUCUAGUUU